UGGUUGUAUUGUAUUUGCAAUGGCGUCGAAAUUUGAGUUUGUGCAAGUCGACAUGUUCGCUUGACACUAAAGAACGAAGUAUUGGUGCGUAGUCAAGAGGCAUUAAAAUAGUGUCAGAAAUCGGUUGUGCUAGGUAAAUUCUUUGUAGAGGAAAUCGUGCGUUUGGGGGAGGAAAAUAGUUUCUUAAUAUUAUGGCUACCAAGACUGUGUUUGAGUCCGCAUAUGAAGGCGAUUUUGAGAUAUUGAAACUGAAGUUAUUGGAGGAUAAUAAACGAUUGACAGCAGUUGAUGAUAAUUGUCGAAUGCUGAUUCACUGGUCUUCUUUGGGAGGUCACGAAGAAAUAGUGAAAUAUUUACUUGAUCACGGCUCUCCUGUUGAUCCACGAGAUGAUACUGACAUGACACCUUUGAUUUUGGCAUCUUCUGCAGGAAGAGAGAAGAUAGUCAGGUUAUUGAUUGGACAUGGUGCAAAUGUAAAUGCGGUGAAUGAUGGAGGUCAUUCAUCAUUACAGUAUGCUUCAUCAAAAGGAUGGAAAGAGAUUGCUGAGGUGUUGCUGUUGAACCAUGCAGAUAUAAAUAUUGCGGAUAACAGAGGUGCGACUCCGCUGCAUCGAGCUGCAUCAAAAGGCAAUACUGCCAUUGUGAAGUUGUUGCUUCAGCAUGGCAGUCAUCUGAACAUAGAUGCAAAGGAUUCUUCUGGAAACACUCCUCUGCAUUUAGCUUGUGAAGAAAAUCGUGAUGAAGAAGCUCGACUAUUGGCCACACAAGGUGCUCAACUUGACAUUAAGAACAAAGAAGGGCUCACACCUCUUGAUUUGGCCUCAGAGGCUCUGAAAAGACAGCUUCGCUACAUUUCAGAACCAUAGUGAUAUAUGGGAGUUGUGUUUGUCAACACGUGUAAGAAAUUUGAGCUCCUUAAGAAAAUCAUAUUGCAGUUUGUUUUGUGACAAAAUUGGAGUUCUCUCAGAAGAAACAAUAUUGUCUUGUGGAAGAAAGACUGUUUAUAUUUAUGUACAUUUUCUGUUUAUGAUUCUAAACAACUGUUUACUAAUUCAAUUACUUUUUAAAAAGUAUGUUAAUUUUCACAUGUUUUAAUCUCUGCUUAAAAUUGUGGUUACUUCGAUACGCUUGAUAUAAGUAUUGCUUGUUUGUUAUUCGAUUUUUCUUUUAUUAUUAAGAAGAUAGAGACUUCUUAACUUCUUUACCCGUUGACUAAUGUUCUGCUUUUAAAGUACUUUUAACAGAUUGUGUCUUCAAAGACUGGAAUUUUGCAAGUUGGCAAAAAUAUACGCUCCUUUAAAUAUAUCUCGGAAGGAAAUCUUUGAUAUUUUCAAACUCAUUUGACCUAAUUUUCAGAUAUCAAACUGGCUUUCAUGAACUUACAGUGUUUAAGAAGCAGUCGUUUCUGUUAAGAAGCAGUAUUGUGUUAUAUUUAUGUUGCAAUGUGCCAUUAAUGAAGCGCCUUAUCUGACAUUCAAAUAUUUGUUAUGAGAUAUAUGUUGUAAGUUUCUUUCCUCUUUUUUUUUCUUUCUCUUUUUCCUUUUCUCCCAAGCUUCAGAGUAAUAUGUUUGUCAAUAAAAGUGUUGUGUUCCACACAUGACAAUUUGUACCACUUGUGACCUGCUCACCUGAUAAUUCAUUUCAGUUGAUUGAUUUUCAUUGAAAUUGUCUUCAAAGAAAAUGGUUUGUGAAAGUGUAAGUACUGACCUAUCUGUGCUGCAUUUCAUUACAUUACAAAAAGUUGUUGUGUUGCAUGCUUGGUUGAGUCAGAAUUGUAGAAGAGAAAAAGUAGUAAGGGUUCAUCCAUAAAUUACAUAUGCAUUUGUGGAUUAUUUUAGAUACCCCCUCCUCUCUGUAUUACACUUGUUAUAUUGAACCCUCCCUAAUUACAACUAUUAACUUACCUAAAAACGUUAUGAGAGUUUUUACUGCAGAGGCCAAAUUGAGGCAGUGCGUAGUGGAGCCAAUAUUUUUAAUUUGGACGAGGCAGCAGUAAUAUUGCAACAUUUCAUUGUAUGUUCAGCAUUUUAUCGGCCACCAUAAAAUCUCACGAAAAGUUUAAGAUAUUACUGCGAUGGUAAACAAGUGAUAAUACUGAUGCUUAAAUGAAUAAUUCUGAUGUUUCUGCACGUUACCACGAUAUGGUGGGGUGUUUCUUGCAAUAUAUCUAUUUAAUCAAUAUUCUUAUACUGUGAUUUGAGAAAAGAUGAAUGCAAAUAAUUCUCGUAAAGAUACUUGAAGAAAUGAUGUUCGAUGGGGAAGUUGGUGACUUCCAGUGGUGACACCUUCAGAAUGUUCAUAAAUAGGUGUUUUGGAGACAGGUUUUAUUUGGUGGAAUGCCAAGAAAAUUAGGUUAAUUUACCUAAUUCACAUUUUUUAUUGCACUAUAAAUUUUGCAAUUAAUGAUAACUAUCCCCAAAGCAAAUAUGAGUUACUUCUAUUGUGAAAAAUUUGAAUCUGAUUUGUGCAAAUCAUCGCCAGUUUUUUCUUAAUUAACAUUUGUCAUGCAAUGAAUCAACGAUUGUUUAUUUGCAUUGCUAAGGAUGUUAACAUACUGGUUGGUAUAAGUGUACAAAUCUGUAAGGUUGCGUGUUAACAGGGGUUAAAGACACGUGACUGAUAAAUUACAUCAUUCCUGCAUCAACCCUUGUGUUCAAAAUCGGUAAAAAUAAUUUAUGUUAGAGUAAAUACAAUUCUUAUUUUUUAUAUUACAUAUUAAAAUGUAUCAUAAUGAGGAGAGUUCAAUAUUUAAUACAUAAAUAUGAAGAAAAAAUUCAGAGAUUAUCCUGCCAUGGAGUUGACAGAUUACUAUGUGCUGCAAUUACAGAAACAUUGUUUUGCGUGGGAUUAUUUUUGUAAAUGCAGAAAAUUUAAAAAAGUAAGUGUCCGUUAUGUAAUAAUAAACUGCGACCCCUCUUCCCCUAUUAAAUUCUGCAUAAUCUUUCCUCAAACCAUUUCUUACUUCCUUCAGCAUUAUGAAAUUAAAGGAGUUGUUUUCUUCAGAAUAAAUUUAUUGGAAAGCAUGGUAGCCAUAGGGCUGUAGAGGCUUAUGCUCAAAGGAAAAUGGAGUGUUAGCUGUUAAAAAAUGUUCAUAUAUAGUACUUGUGCCUACUAUUUUGAUCAUUGUAAAAGCGAAUAUGUAUUUAUUCAUAAGUUUUCUCAGAGGUUGCAAUUUUUGAUAAUUGUAUGACCAUGAUUGAUUAAAACAACAACCUACCAAUACUCUCCAUGAAAACAAAAUCAAAACUAUUGAAC
Messenger RNA from Gryllus bimaculatus (two-spotted cricket), 3255 nucleotides. NCBI's taxonomy places the organism in Eukaryota, Metazoa, Arthropoda, Insecta, Orthoptera, Gryllidae. The record is from the annotation of a GenBank genome assembly.